AUGAUUGAGUUAGGACUGAGUCGCGUUUCGCGUCUUCUCCAACAGACCCCGCUCACAUGGAAGGCCAUCCACAUUGCGGGGACGAACGGCAAAGGCUCGAUCAGCUCCUAUCUCUCCCACCUGCUCUCAACUGAUGGCGUUCGGUGUGGCCGCUUUACCUCCCCGCACCUGAUCGACCGGUGGGACUGUAUUACAAUCGACGAACGAGUCGUCCAGGAAUCCCUCUUUCGACAGAUCGAAGACCAGGUUAAACAACGAGACCAAACAUUGGGGAUUGGAGCGUCCGAAUUCGAGCUCUUGACAGCAACAGCCUUUGAGAUAUUCAAUCAUGAGCGAGUUGAAGUGGGCGUUGUCGAGGUGGGCAUGGGCGGACGCCUAGAUGCUACAAAUAUACUGGGCAAUGUGCUGGUGUCGGUCAUUGCUAAGAUCGGAAUGGACCACCAAGCAUUUCUGGGCUCGACGAUUGAGGAGAUUGCCCAAGAAAAGGCCGGCAUCCUUAAAUCGGGAGUGCCUUGCGUCGUUGAUAAUACCAACGAGGCAGCCGUGCUGGGGGCCUUGUCAGCCCGCAUUGAAGAGCUCGGCAUCGAUGCAACAUUUGUCUCUCCGGACACGGCAGAGGAGCAGCUACCACCGCUUGCGCAGCUAUUCCAAAAGCUGGAUCUAGAGCGCCACCAGCAAGAAAACAUGUGCUGUGCCGUGACAGCAUUGCACCUUGCUUUACCUGCAAUCCGCCCUGGAGCAGACACCUUUUCCCUGCUCCCGCAUCUCGCCAACGUGAAGUGGCCUGGUCGCUUGGAAACCAUCAGUCUACAAUCUUUGGUUGGCCGUGAAGAACCUGCCCUCCUAGAUGGUGCCCAUAACCCCCAAUCGGCCGACGUUCUGGGAAAGUACGUUGACCGCAAACUCCGACCCCAGUCCGGAAGCGUGACUUGGGUGGUUGCAGCUUCAAGUGGAAAAGACUUGGCUGGAGUUUUUCGCUCCAUCAUCCGCCCUGGAGACAAUGUCGCAACGACUGAGUUUGGACCUGUGGAUGGGAUGCCUUGGGUGGCACCCACUAAUGCAGUGGAGCUGGCAUCGACCAUCCGCUCUAUCCCUGAGAUUGGUCAAGUGGACAGUUUUGAAGGAGAUCUCAUCCCGGCGCUUAAAUGGGCCAGCAAGGUAGCUCAGGGUGGACCACUUGUUAUUGCAGGCAGCUUGUACUUGAUUUCUGAUGUGCACCGAUUGCUUCGGAAAGCACAAAAAUGA
This is a messenger RNA of Penicillium pulvis, 1245 nucleotides long. RefSeq names its product dihydrofolate synthase. Lineage: Eukaryota; Fungi; Ascomycota; Eurotiomycetes; Eurotiales; Aspergillaceae. Gene Ontology annotation, biological process: folic acid-containing compound biosynthetic process. The transcript has a single exon. The record is from RefSeq and is a predicted model, not a curated record. Gene Ontology annotation, molecular function: ATP binding; dihydrofolate synthase activity; tetrahydrofolylpolyglutamate synthase activity. Gene Ontology annotation, cellular component: mitochondrion; cytosol; cytoplasm. The coding region runs from base 1 to 1245 and encodes 414 amino acids.